Molecule: messenger RNA, 771 nt
Organism: Camelina sativa (false flax)
Lineage: Eukaryota; Viridiplantae; Streptophyta; Magnoliopsida; Brassicales; Brassicaceae
Biological process (GO): gravitropism
Cellular component (GO): nucleus
Source: RefSeq, a predicted model, not a curated record
CAAAUAGGUAAAUAAAUAUAUAUAUGUGCACAGACAGACACACGAAGCAGCUUACAUAUAAAGUGAUUGGUAAUUGCCACCCCCACACUUAUUGAGAAGUGCAGCCUUUUUAGCCUAAAAAAACAAACAAGAAUACAAAAAUGGCUGAACAACAACAACAAGAUCAUCACAAAGAGCUUCAGCUUUUGCCUUCUCCACCGUCGAGUGAAUCUUCUGUGGUAAGGAAACAACGACAAACACUUAUCACAACUGACCACCACCACCAACACAAUCGUUCCUCAUCCAUGAUCCACCACGAUCUUGACCUUAAACUCUCCAUCAGCCUCAGCUCUAUCACAACGGCGGAGGACGAGCAUCCAAGCGGUGGUGGUGGUGGUGUGGAGGCGCUGAAGUGGCAGGCGGCCGAGCAGAUAAAGCUGGCGGCGAUAGAGAAGGCUUACGCCGAGAGGGUUAGAGAGUUGACUCGCCGUGAGAUGGAGAUGGCUCAGUCUGAGUUUGCUCGUGCAAGGGUGAUGUGGCAGAAGGCGAGGGAGGAGGUGGAGAGAGCUGAGAGGUUGAAGGAGAGAUCAAUGACCAAGAUUGAUACGACGGCUUGCUUGGAGAUCACUUGCCACUCUUGCAGGCAAAGGUUUAGGCCUUAAUUUUUUUUUUUAAGUAUUUCUUUGUUUCUCUUUAAUUAUAUGGUAUUAUAAAUUGAAAUUUGAGAGAGAUGUAUUAAACUUUCAUUAGUUUGAGAAAAUAAUUUGAAAAAAUACAUUCUUUUGCUUUUCA